Messenger RNA from Ceraceosorus bombacis, 921 nucleotides. The record is from the annotation of a GenBank genome assembly. NCBI's taxonomy places the organism in Eukaryota, Fungi, Basidiomycota, Exobasidiomycetes, Ceraceosorales, Ceraceosoraceae.
AUGAAUCUGGCUUUGCUGACGGCACCGUCUGACAUGAUGGUCUUUGCCAAUCGUGCACCUCUCACCCCACCGGCGAGCCCAUCUGUAGAAUCGCGCAAUGGCCCGGAGAAGCUGAGUGAGUGUUGCGAAUCGUGCAAGGCGAAUGCGCUCGCGCUCCUCGCUGAACAUUUUCACGACCUCGACUGCCUCCAAGGGCAAACCGCAAUCAAGACCAGUGACAAGCAAGAUGCCGUCAAAGAAUGGGUCCAAGGUCACCCUGCGCCAAGGAUCCCGCCACCACCUCUAGAGCCUCCGUUGAGCGUCGACACGAGCAGCAGCUGGCAGCUGGUGGAAGGAUUGUCGGCAUCUCCACCUGCUCGCCUGCAACAUGGCCCGCCUUCCCCAAGGCCGCGUGAGAAAGCAAAACUUUCAACUUCGCCAUCAGGGCUGUACAAGACGCUGCCUCUGCCUCCUCCGCCUCUGCCUACAUCUGCGCCUGUUGUGUUGCUCACUGCGCCCCAAAAGCCCAACGCCAGGCGAUCGCAUAGCAGCCAAUCGACCAUGUCAAGUCACUCCUCCAACCGCACCAGGAGUUCCAGUUCACCCACUAGAAGAUUGCCUUCAUCGAGCGGACGACUUGGCAGCGUCUCGCCCUCGACGACAACCUCUUCUAGCACCUGUUCCCUCGUUGGCGGUCACUGCAUCCGUGAUGGUCUCUACGACGGAGCGGAAAUCAUCUCUCCAUUUGCCGAUUUGGUCAUCGCAGAAGAAUCCAGCUCGUAUUGGAGCGACGACAGCAGCGACGACACCUUGACGGGAGCGUCCAAAUUCUUGAGAGGCAGAGCUAGAGCAUCGAGCGCCACGCUUCCCAUUAGCCCUCGAACAUUUUCACCUUCAGCGGUCAAAACCGUCAUGAGGGAGAGGUGGAUCAAGAAGACCUGA